CUGUGUUCCACAGCACUUUAUGCCACUUUGUUUAUUUAUACAAAGUUACAAACGCACACGCGUCUUGAGAUAGUAGUACCAAAAAAAUCCAGCUUGGGGAACAGCCGUUUGUUUACUGUUUAGCCUUGGAGCGCCAUCAACGGCUGGCCCAUUUGGCAGCUGGGCAGGGGAGCGGAGAAACGGUCGUCGUCCUCCGGGCCCCGCGGCCCAGCUCGGCCGAACGCGCCAUGGAAACGCUCUCGAACGACACCCCCCCGACGGAAACGCGCGUCCGUCCUCCUCCUCCGUCACCAUUGGCGCCACGCCUAUAAAACCGCCCGCGACCGCGAGUCCAACCUACCUACAGCGUUGCCGCCACCGCGUACUGUCAUCCGUCGCACGAGCCGCGGAGAGGAAGGCUUCCUGUCGGUCGGUCGGUUGUGAGCUUGUGAUGGGCGCCACGUCGUACGAGAGGCUGUCGAGCCCCGCCGCCGGGAGCGGGCGCCGCGGCGGCGGAGGGGGGGCGUGGGCGGCGCUGAUGCGCGGGCUGGCGCGGCUGUGCGCCGCGCGGCGCGGGCGGUGGGCGCCGGCGAGGGGCAUGCUGGUGCGGGCGCGGGGGAGGACUAGGAGCUGGCGCGGCAGGAGGGUGGCGGCCGGGUGCGGGUACGACUCCGAGGGCUACGCGCGCAACUUCGACGACGGGCUGUGGAAGGCGGAGGAGGGCGCGCCGUGGAGAGCCGCCGGGCCGGCCAUCGGCGCCUGCAGGCUCGCGCGCGCCGCCGUGUCCUCCGUCCAGUGAUUCAUUCUUUCGGCGUUCUUGUGAUCGCCCUGUUCGUUGUGAGGUAGCCAUUGGUUGGUUUUUUUUCAGGAUUUGAUUGUCGUAUAGUUGGAUUAGUUGUAGGACAGUUUUGUCUGUAUAGUUUGUAAAAUCAGGCACACAGAAAUAAAUAAGUCUCGGUGUACAUGGCCAAGUUUCAAGUU
This is a messenger RNA of Hordeum vulgare subsp. vulgare (domesticated barley), 960 nucleotides long. RefSeq lists its product as uncharacterized. Bases 431 to 778 code for a protein of 115 amino acids. The record is from RefSeq and is a predicted model, not a curated record. Lineage: Eukaryota; Viridiplantae; Streptophyta; Magnoliopsida; Poales; Poaceae. The transcript has a single exon.